Protopterus annectens (West African lungfish) is the source of this 2372-nucleotide messenger RNA. RefSeq names its product mitochondrial ribosomal protein L49 (gene MRPL49). The transcript has 4 exons. The record is from RefSeq and is a predicted model, not a curated record. Gene Ontology annotation, biological process: translation. Gene Ontology annotation, molecular function: structural constituent of ribosome. Gene Ontology annotation, cellular component: mitochondrial large ribosomal subunit; ribosome. NCBI's taxonomy places the organism in Eukaryota, Metazoa, Chordata, Ceratodontiformes, Protopteridae. The coding region runs from base 33 to 575 and encodes 180 amino acids.
UUUGAUAUCCCAGGGUUCUCUAUAACGAUAAAAUGGCUGCGCCCAGGAGUAUAGGAGUUUUAAUGCGCUUUUUACGUUUAAAUCGUUUUUUCUUAAGUUCGCAUAUAAACAAGUCUUUUGCUGUUCCUAGUUUAAGGUUGCAGAAUUGCACAGUUUCUACAAAUGUCAAGCCGGAAUACCCAGUUGUUAUUGAAUCCACAGAUGAAUUCAAAUUUGUGGAAAGGCUUAUUCCACCAACGAGAAUCCCAGAACCUCCAAAUCAUGACAAGUACCCUACACCUUCAGGAUGGAAGCCACCACAGGAUCCAUUGCCUGAUCUUCCAUACCAGGUGAGACGCUCACGAAUGCACAAUAUUCCAGUGUACACGGACAUCACUCAUGCCAGCAGGAAAAUAACUAUCAUUCGAAAAAUUGAAGGAGAUAUUUGGGCUCUUGAAAAGGAACUGGAACAGUACUUAAAGCAAAUAACAGAGACUGUGCCACCUAUUCAAGUCAAUGAAGUUAGCAUGAGUAUCCUGAUCAAAGGCCAUUUUGACAAGGAACUGAAAUCAUGGUUGUUGGACAAAGGCUUCUGAAGAGCUACUUCCAGUGUGUAGUGUUGAAUGACUUUUGUAUAUGUCUUGAGUGAUCAUUGUUAGCUGUAUUGUAAGGUAUUCUGGCCCAUCUUAUACCUUUGAAACAGGUUUUCCAGCAUUUGUUCAUUGUACUGAAGUCCAUGGAGGAUCGGCUACAUUUCAUAUUGAUUUACGUCUGUAUGUAAAUUUAAAUAUGUAUGUGUUCCUUAUUUAAUGCAAUCAAGCCCUUAGUCUUGGGGAUUUGAGUAAGAUCUUUCUCUUCCGCAGAACUCCAAAUGAUUUGAUUGCAAAUCACUCUUCAUUCACAACUGCACAUACUUUUAUCUGUUCCACAGAGGUAGUGUGUGUAUGUCUAUUAUAUAUAUAUAUAUAUAUAUAUAUAUAUAUAUAUAUAUAUAUAUAUAUAUAUAUAUAUAUAUAUUUAUAUAUUUUUUUUUUUUUAUUACUGUGCAGUGUUGACUUUAUUUGCAGCAAGGCAGACUAUUUCAUUCUUGAGGAAAUAGUGUCUGACAUAAAAGUUAUGAUUUUUGUAUUUGAGAUCGUAAUAUACUAAAAUGGAUGUUACUUUUUAUGUGAGCAGAGAAAAAAUUGUAAACUAAAAUUUUCAGGGAGGACAAAUGCAACCUAUACAGUUCAUAUUUAAUGACUACUGGUACAAGAUAUGCUACAAAGUAUAACUCUGAAAAGCAGUACGAGACUAGAGAUGAUAUUUUAUUGCAAAAUAUUGUUGGGAAUGUCUUUUUUUUAACAGUUUAUGUCAAGAUUCCCCCUUCAGAAUGGAUUAGACUUGUAGUAUAGAAUACAGGAGAUUUCAUGUUACACUGAGACUUUAAAGUAAGUUACAUUUCAGUAUCAUGUUAAAUAGACUUCUAUUCUUUAUUUUGAUGGGUACGUAUUGAGAACCACACGCAGUUGUUUGCACGUUUUAAGCAGUUCUUGGAGCUUGCAGAUACUGAGUGACCUUCGUUAAAGAGUAGCUGACUAUACAGUGAUGUACAACUGGUUUUAGUAGUAUGAAAUGAUAUGGCAAGAAGUGGACACAGCACAACUUUGUCUGUUUCACAACCAGCCUAUAUGCAGAAUUUAACAGAGAAUACCUUACUGCCCAUGUAAUAUACUCUUUGCUUCCAAGACUGUUUCACUUGCCAUCUUUCAAUGCAACAGAUUUUUACUGGCCAGCUCAUUGGUAGUGUUUUGACUGAGACUUCAUUGCUGGUGGCCAAGAAAGGUCUGUUUGGGAGAGAGACUGAGCAGCUGAUGUGGCUCUGUCUCUCUUCUACAGGCAGUUCUGCAGUGCAGAUGAUGACCUGUCACUUUUAUACACCUAGAAAUGCUGGUUAGAGCACAUAAGUAAUCACGGCAGGGCAGUAGAUGGGCUUUGAGGGUCAUGGCCAGAACUGGGGUAUAGCUUAAUAAAUAGUUUGGAGGAACACCAAAGUAUGAGGCUUGAGGCCAUAUUAAGCCUAGCAGCUAGCUUAAAGGAUUACUGCUAUGAGUGGUUAACCAGCCAGGAUACAGAGUUUGAUUUCCUCGGCCUUCAUUUGCCUACUAUGCUUCCUUGAGUAAGUCACUUAACCAGGUGGUGCUUGGGGGCAGCUGGGUAUUUGGGCUAUGCUUCUCGAUGGUCCCUGGGCAGCAAGCCUUGUAAAGUUCUGUGAGUCUGUAUAACCAAGGUUGCCCCCUUUUUUAUUUCAAUGUUUAUUUUAUUCCUGUUAGAUUAAAUAGUUUCCGAAAAGGAUGUGACUUACCACUGAUUAAUUGCAUAAAGCUAUCCUUGGUUCUGAUUCAGUAACAUCA